This is a messenger RNA of Hylaeus volcanicus, 1561 nucleotides long. RefSeq names its product angio-associated migratory cell protein. Gene Ontology annotation, molecular function: protein binding. NCBI's taxonomy places the organism in Eukaryota, Metazoa, Arthropoda, Insecta, Hymenoptera, Colletidae. The record is from RefSeq and is a predicted model, not a curated record. The coding region runs from base 203 to 1432 and encodes 409 amino acids. The transcript has 8 exons.
AAAAUUCCCUAAGUUUCGGUAGCAUGCGAUUUUCUAACCUAAUCAGCUUCAGCUGGUGUCAGCUGGUGUUCGUAAGAGUCAAGUGUUGUUGACGGGUGUUUGAAUUUUUAAUUUUUUUCAAACGAUACGCAAGACUUAUUUCAAUUAUACGGACAAAGAAUCCUUUUAAAAGGUAGACCUGUUGCAAGAGAUCCAGAAGGAUAUGCCUCCUUCUCCAAAAAUGGAUAAUCUAAUGGAAGACGAGGAUAUGAUAUGCAUGGAUGAAGUAGAAGAAGUGAUAGAACUAGAUAAUUCAGGGGAUAUGGAUGAUGAAGAUGGAGCAGGAGAAGAUCCUCUGGUACAAGAAGACGCGAUUUGCGUGUUUAGAGGUCAUAAAAAAGGGGGUGUUUUCUGUGGAUCGUUGACUAAAAAUGGAGAAUUAGCUGCUACGGGAGGUGAAGAAGAUAAAGCUUAUAUUUGGGAUACAUCAACCGGGGAAAUUAUUCUCGAUUGUUCGCGUCAGUCGGAUAGUAUCAUCUUUUCAGAAUUUAGUCAAAAUCAAAAAUAUAUAGCUGUUGGAGAUAUGAGUGGAAGCAUACAAGUUUGGGAGGUAGCUGAAAAAAACCACUUCUGGUGUAACGACAUAGGUGAUGUGACGUGGAUGAAAUGGCACCCUGUUUCAAGUAUUUUACUUGCGGGAACUGUAGUUGGAGACAUAUACAUGUUCAAAAUACCAACUGAAUACGAAAAAUUUUUUCUUGGGUAUGGAUGUCGAGCAGAGACUGGCACAGUAUUUCCAGAUGGUAAACGUCUUGCGGUAGGUUACGAAGACGGCGUGAUUAGAAUAAUAGAUUUGAAAACGUCUGAAGAGAUAUCCAUUUCUUCUCCACUGGGUCAUUCUGCUACAAUAACUACUCUUGAUUGUCAUUCAGAUAAUAAUUUACUUAUUUCAUCGGACGUAAGCGGAAAGACUAUACUCAGUACAGCUAAAACAAGCAAGAUAAUUUGUGUUCUGCAAGAUCUGAAUAACGGUAAACGGAAUAGUAUUGCUAAUACUGACGAAGAUGCUGAGAGCAGCAAAGGAAAUAGUGAUAGCAAUUGGGUAGAAACAGCUGCUUUUUGUAAAAAUCCCACAUUUCAAGUAGCUGCAACUGGUACAGUCAAUGGAGAAAUCUUUAUCUGGGAUAUCUUAAAACAGGUACUCAGGCUAAAAAUAGAGCAAGAAAGCGGUAUAUCUAAAUUGCUAUGGAAAGGAAAUACGCAUGUCCUGUUUUCAGCAGGAUUAGAUGGUAUCCUUAGAUGUUUUGAUGCAAGAAAUGGUCAAUGCCUUCGAUCAUUUAAAGGACACACAGCAGAUAUUCUUGAUCUAUAUAUAUCCGAAAAUGGAGAAAAGGCAUUGACAACUUCCGAUGAUUCCACGGCAAGAAUUUUUGAUAUUUCCUCUAUAUCUUAACGUAAUUUAUUACAUAGAGAAAAAUAUAAAAUCUUUAUUAUUAUAUAAAAUAUAUGUACAUUUUAUGAAAGUUCUUCAUAUAUGUUGUACUUUGUUUUCUUUUUUAAUUAAAGGCAAAGUUUAAUUAUU